Messenger RNA from Gymnogyps californianus (California condor), 1967 nucleotides. RefSeq lists its product as uncharacterized. Gene Ontology annotation, cellular component: cytoplasm. The record is from RefSeq and is a predicted model, not a curated record. The transcript is spliced from 15 exons. NCBI's taxonomy places the organism in Eukaryota, Metazoa, Chordata, Aves, Accipitriformes, Cathartidae. The coding region runs from base 57 to 1922 and encodes 621 amino acids.
UACCCCUCUUAGACGCCUGCUUCAGCAGUGUCUUCUGCCUUCCUCCAAAAGAGGACAUGCAGGGCCUGGACACUUCCCUCUACCACAAGACCCUGCACGCCAUGGACACCAUGCUGCAGACGGUGGUACUCGACUCUCCCGCCUCCAGCCUCAGCAAGGAGCUGCAGAGUAUCUUGCAGAUGCUGCUGACCUUCACCAAGUCCCCGAGCGCGGCGGUGCGUGAGAGGGCCGUGGGGAGGAUUGGGAUGCUGAGCUAUUUGCUGGCCAGCUAUUCCUCACUGGAGGCCUGGUGCCCCUUUGGAAGAGAGGACGACAGCCCUGCCUGCCACGGCGGCAUCCAUAUCCCCAUCCUGGGAGAGCUGCUGGGACGUCUCAUCCUUCUCAGCUUUUGCAAGGACAAAGAGACCAGCCGUGCGGCUUUGCAUGCUCUUCACCACCUCUUCAGAUUCCUCCAGCAGCAAAGAUGCAGUGCGUGGCCAGAGGAUAAUCUACAGCACCAAAGGGUCUGGGGAGCUGCCAGCAUCUCCUGUCAUUCCUUGCCCAGCACCAGCGCCACGACCAAGGUGUUUGGCAAAUACCUCCAGCCUUUGGAGAGGACAGACAUCAUCCUCACGGCCAUUGAGGCCAUGACAGAUGCCAGCAUUUCUGACAAGGAGGGGGCCAGCAGCAUGCUGGACGAGGCCAUGAAAGACCCGAACUCCUGGCUGACGGAUGUGCCAAAGAUCAUGAGUGGCAUCCACGGAAGCCUGGAGCACAUCCGUGUGGCGCCAGCCCGGCACAGCGUGGACUCCCUGCUUCUCCUGCUGACCAACCGGUGCCCCAGGGAAGUGGUCAAGAGCCUGCUGAAGUGCUCUCCACCAGUUGACAGCGCUGCCCUGGCCAUGUGGGAGGUGAUGUUCUCCCGGCUCCAGCCUUUGGAGAAGGUCUUGAGGGAGCUGCGCAUCGAACUGCGGAACCAGCGGAUGCGCAGGCUGUUCAGCACCGUCCUAGAGGACACCUGCAUCCUCCAGCUGACUCUGCUGGCCGCCAGCGACGUUCGAGCAAAGGAGUUUGCUGCCACGUACAAUCUCUGGAGGUCUCUGAGGCAUCAGAGCCUGGAGAUGCUCUCGCUGGUGCUCCAAGGCCUCGUCACGCUGUCGCAGAGACCUGAGACGGCAAGAAAAAUGCGGGUCCUGCUGGAAGACAUCGUGGAGACCCUGGAGUCUGGCAACGAAGAUAUCCAGAUGAAGGCCCUGCUUGUCUUCAGAAACAUGCUGGGUCAUAUGAGGAGGCAGGAGGCCAGCCCCAUCGCUCUGCAGCUGGCGGAGAAGCUCCUGCCACUCUUCAACCACCAGGAGUCCAGCCAGCUGCGAGAGUUCUCCCUCCGCCUCUUCAGAGAGGUGAUGCAGAAGGUGGCGUGGAGACACAAGAGACAAAUGAGGAAGAACGUGCGGCAGGGCCUGCUCCCGCUCUUCUUUCGCAUGAGUGACCAGAGCCAGAGUGUGGCCAAGGCCUCCGGGGAAGCCCUCCUUGCUGCAGCAGAGCUCCUCAAGUGGAAACAGCUCCGACACCUGCUGCAGACACAGCAGACGUGGAGGAUCGGAGAGUGCUUGGUGGUGCAGGACAGGAGCAGGGCUGAAGAAUACUGUCAUCAGAGCCUGCCAUACCUGAAGGACGCUCAGGCCACCGUGCGAGAGGCGGCCGUGAGGUUCAUCGGGCUUGCCGCGCGGCCCCUGAGGGACCAAAGCCCGGAGAAGCUGUGUAACGUCUGUGACGCCCUCAAGGCCUUGGAGAAAGACGUCGAGCCCUCGGUCUGUUCGCUGGCAUCUCAGACCAUGCUGAUCCUGAGUUCCUCUCAGGAAGCGGCCGGCAUCAGGAAGCGGCCGGCAUCCGGAUCGACCAGGGCUCUGUGCUGCUGGCCCUGCAAAGCCAGGGAGAGGUGAAGCUCUCCUUGGGAAAAUGGAAAAUUAAAGCUGCAUCAGCCAAGC